GCUAGCUACAAUAAUAGUGUCACUAAAUAGCAGUUGAGUUUUACAGUGAAAAGUCAAGCUGCUUGUAUUGUUUGCCGCCUACACAUAUGUCUAAGAAGCUACUCGAUAUGCCGUACUUUUCGCAGAAUAUUUUCUUUAUCGUCAUCUGUUUGUGUUCGCUGUGCGGGCGCUCCAACGUGGAGACCAAAUCUGCCACUGAGAACGCCCCCAAGCUGGACUGGACACCUUGGGCGUCUAGAAUCAAGAAUUUCUCAGCGGAGUUGGGCGAUCUUCUGCAGCCUGGACGAACGCGACUCAAUAUGAAGAAUUCGAGCGUGGUGAGCACCUACACAUCCACCAUCAUCAACAAGUCCAAGAAGCUAUCCGAGGACAUCCAGGAGUUGCUGGAGACCGAAGCGAGCGCCGUGCAGCACGCCAGCGACGCGCUGCUGCUCAUGAACCUGCUAGACUUCUACGCCGGUCUCUACCUCUACCGCUUCUCCAGGCUUUUCGAGGUUUAUAAUUUAAUGCUCGCCGAGGUGGAAGCAUUUCAAGAACUCAGCUUCAACGGCAAGCAGACGCAUCCAUAUUUCCACGUCGCCAACGCAUUUCGACGACAUUUCUUAUCCGAAGAAAGAAAACUCAGAGAAUUCCUAAGAAAAGUUCUAACGGCAACGGCAGAUUACGUCGUUUUCCCAAGUGCUUUCGAGGAAGGUACAAAUCGCCGUUUAAAUGAUCUCAUCCGCCUACUAAACAUCACCAGCCCUGUUCAAAAAAUGGAUGUUGAGAGGAGUUACUAUAUCAAACCAAGCAACAGCCUUGGUUUCUGUCUGUCAGCUCUGGAAACAGACGAUGAGCAAGUGAAGCUCAUAACCAGAAGGUUCUGGCAUCCUGUUCCCAGUUCUCUACAAGACACGUGCUGUGCUUCGCAGCUACAAUGGACUACUGAAUAUUCCAAUGAUAAUGUCAGCGAUGCUGUCAACUCGUGCUUGAAAUUCAGGUUCGUUAUCAGCGCCGGCGAAGGCAGGCCUCGACAGACGCUCAGGACGCGGCUGUUGGGGCGGGAGCUCGUCCUGGCCACGUCAUCCUCUGGUGACGCCGUGCUGAUGCCCACACGUGUCGCCGGCGCUCACGCGGCGGUGAAGUGCAUCGCGCUCUCAGGCGGCGACUCGCUUAUCCUGCACUGGAGCGCCGGGCACGCGCGCUACCUCAGCGUCCAGCCGCUGCCUGCAGGCGCCCUUGUGGCGGCAAACAUCAACGCCAGCGAAGAGCUCAGCAAUACAACACUCAGCAAGAGCAUACACAGUAAUGGAGCCCUCAGCAGCGAACAACUCAGUAAUGGAGCCCUCAGCAGCGAACAACUCAGCAAUGGAGCCCUCAGCAGCGAACAACUCAGCAAUGGAGCCCUAAGCAGCGAACAACUCAGCAAUGAAGCCCUCAGCAGCGAACAACUCAGUAAUGGAGCCCUCAGCAGCGAACAAUUCAGCAAUGGAGCCUUCAGCAGCGAACAACUGAGCAAUGGAGCCCUCAGCAGCAAACAACUCAGCAAUAGAGCCCUCAGCAGCGAACAACUUAGCAAUGAAGUUCUCAGCAGUGAAAAGGAAGUCAGUUCUCACCGCCGACAAGCCAAGUCAGUCGUGGCACAAAUCUCUACGACUACAUUUAUUCUCCCAAGGAACACCCGAUCAGAUCCCACGCUCGCCGAGCCUUCCAAAAGUGACUUUGGUCAGGAGCAGCACAACCGUGUUGUGUUUAGUAAGCAGUACGCUGGCCUGUUCUCUUGCUGGGUCCUUGAUGAGGUUCCAUAAUAUCCUAUGCUAAUUAAUAGCCUGAAAUAAUUAUUAAACUUAGAGACAGUAACAAUUGAGGACUAAGCUACUGGGUAUGUUUGGUUAGAAAUUUUAUCGACAACCAUAUUCUAUGAGCACGUGCAUACGAGCAAUACAACACAAUAUAACAGGUUCUUGCCAUGCUUUACUUUUAGUGUCAAUAAUUAUAAUCACACUCCACAUUGAUAGUAAAUUCAAAUUUAUCUAACCAAUCGUAUGGGUUUCACAAAGGUAUUACAUGGCGGUAUUAUUAUUACAAAGGUAUUAAUGCAGGAACAUUGAGCUCUCUUUGGGAUAAUUUUUUUUUAAUAUAUAAGUAACCAGUGAAAAAUGAUAAUCCAAUUCAAAAUUCCGUUAUUUUUCUAUUUGCCUAUUAGUUUUUUCAAAAUUAAU
Hyalella azteca is the source of this 2201-nucleotide messenger RNA. RefSeq lists its product as uncharacterized. NCBI's taxonomy places the organism in Eukaryota, Metazoa, Arthropoda, Malacostraca, Amphipoda, Hyalellidae. The transcript has 8 exons. Bases 87 to 1787 code for a protein of 566 amino acids. The record is from RefSeq and is a predicted model, not a curated record.